Molecule: messenger RNA, 1732 nt
Organism: Fopius arisanus
Lineage: Eukaryota; Metazoa; Arthropoda; Insecta; Hymenoptera; Braconidae
Product: nuclear speckle splicing regulatory protein 1
Exons: 2
Coding region: 128-1309 (393 amino acids)
Biological process (GO): regulation of alternative mRNA splicing, via spliceosome
Source: RefSeq, a predicted model, not a curated record
AAGUUGAAGGUAAAUGUCAGCUGACAUCAACAAAAAAUAAUUAAAAGUCAAGUUAAUAGAAUAAUCUGUUAGAUAACAUCGAUAAUUGCAAAUUUUGCAUCAUUAACUGAAGGAUACCUUGAAAAAAAUGAAUAAAAAUACAAAGCAAUAUGGUUUGACAAUGCCGAAGAAGGCUGUCCUGUCAGCUCCAAAAGCUGGCAACAUAUUCGGCGAUGAUAAUGACUCCGAUGCAGAUGAUGGAGCAGAUUGGGUGAAAAAAGCCCUGAAGGCUGAGGGAGAGAAGCACAGAAUAAAAAAACAGACUCGUCUCAACAUGGAAAAAGCUCUGAACGAGGAUCCAACAAUUUACCAGUAUGACGAGGUAUACGAUGAGAUAGAGAAGGUCAAGGAGCAGAGUAAGCCAGUUAAGAAAGAGCUGAAGCAACCCAAGUACAUCCACAACCUACUGAAAGCAGCUGAGAGGAGGAAAAUAGAGCAGGAGCACAGGAUGGAGAGGAUGGUGCAGAAAGAGCGAGAGGCUGAAGGUGAGAAAUUCGCUGAUAAGGAGAGCUUUGUCACAUCUGCGUACAGAGAGAAGCUAGAACAAUUCAAAAAAAUUGAGGAGGAGGAAGAGCGGAUGGACAGGCUGGAGGCGAUUGCCGAUGUUACAAAGCAGCCUGAUAUGUCAGGCUUCCAUCGACAUCUAUUCGCCCAGACUUUUGAUCCAAAAUCAAAUGAAUCACAUGAGGAAGGGAAUUCGAAGAAACCGAAAGAAGCUAGUCCAUUACAAUCUCCAAAUAUCGAUAGAGACGAUGAUUUAUCGAUUGAUUCGUCUUCCGAAGGAUCAGGCAGUGAUGAUCGAGAGGAUGGUAAACACAGGAGAGGGGAAAAAUCUAAUGUGAACUUUAAGGGAAAAAACAAGAGGCAGUACAGGAAGAGAGUCAUGGAAGAGUCUGAGUCAGAGUCUGAGGAAGAUCAUGGUGAGAAAUCUGAGGACGAAGGGGCUAGGCAAAUCGUUACUGAUAUUUCUGAGAAAAUUGAAAAAAAUGAAGAGUGUCAGUCACCCAUCAAGAAACCUCGAUUGUCAACUAAAGAAGAAAAAGAAGAAAAGAAUGGAUCGGUCACGAGUGUUGAAGUUAAUGAAACGUUCAAGGCACCGGAGUUGAAAUCUGGGAGAUCAGACAAAGAGAAAAAUUCGAAGGAUGAAGCUGAGAAGGAAAAGCCAGAGGAGAAACCUUCCAUCUGGGAGAAACGCACGGUAGGCCCCGUCUUUGAAGCAGCUCUCCAAAGAUACCUUGCCCGGAAAGCUCUGAGAUUAUCUGGCGCAUAAAAACAUGAUUCGUAAUGAAUGAGUGAAAUAGACACGUUUCAUUUAUUAGUGACAUUUUUAACUAGGGAAUAAUAUAAUAGAAAUUAUGGCUAGUUUAUAUGAUUGAAUUGUUUUAAUCCGAAAAAGUUGUACGAUAUUAAUUUGUAAUAAUGAUAAUACCAUCAGGCUGACUUUUACCGAUUAUCACCGGCUCAAUCCAUCGUUGAGAUAAGAAACAGCUAAACGUAUCCACACUCUCCUUUAAAUUAUGUCAAUAUGUACCUCUAGUGCCUCGAAAGACUUGAAAAGAUGUGUUUCCACUUUGUAAAAAAAACUGUCUAUCAUUCUUUUCAUGGAAAGCCAAUGGAUAAGAAUGAAGAUAACGUCUAUGUAAAUUUAUCUAAGAUCAAUAUUUCAUGAAUAAUUCAAUAUGUUGCCCCGUGA